Cyprinus carpio (common carp) is the source of this 1800-nucleotide messenger RNA. RefSeq names its product tripartite motif-containing protein 16-like protein. The record is from RefSeq and is a predicted model, not a curated record. Bases 70 to 1800 code for a protein of 576 amino acids. Gene Ontology annotation, molecular function: zinc ion binding; protein binding. The transcript is spliced from 8 exons. NCBI's taxonomy places the organism in Eukaryota, Metazoa, Chordata, Actinopteri, Cypriniformes, Cyprinidae.
UUCAGGGAAAGAGAAACUGAAAUGUAGUUGAGCUGGUGUGUGUUUGUGUCUCUGUAUUCAUGCAGUAACAUGGCUGAAGCCAGAAUUCCAGUGUGUCCAGUGUGUCUGGAGCUCCUGAAGGAUCCAGUGACCAUCCAGUGUGGACACAGUUGCUGUAAGAGCUGUAUUAUAGGCUGCUGGAAUCAGGAGGAUCAGAUGAGAGUCUGCAGCUGCCCUCAGUGCAGACAGACCUUCAGUCCAAGACCUGCUUUAGCUAGAAACACCAUGCUGGCUGAACUGAUGGAGAAACUGAAGAAGACCAAACUCCUUGCUGACUGUUACGCUGGAGCUGGAGAUGUGCAGUGUGACGUCUGUGCUGGAAGAAAAUACAAAGCCAUCAGGUACUGUCUAAUAUGUCAUGAAUCUUACUGUCAGAAUCACCUCGAACAACAUGAGAGUUGGUUUAGAGGAAAGAGACAAAAUUUGACUGAAGCCACUGGACAACCGCAGGAGAUGAUCUGCCAGAAACAUGAGAAGCUCCUUGAGGUUUUCUGUCAUACUGAUCAGAAAUGUGUAUGUGUGCCGUGUAUGAUGGAUGAACAUAAAAACCAUGACACUGUUUCAGCUGCAGCACAGAGGACAGAGAAUCGGCAUAAAAUUUUAUUUGAUUCUUCCUGUUUUUUAUUUGUCCUCCAGAAAACAAUCCAGCAGAUGGAGAAGGAUCUUCAGCAACUGAGAGAGGCUGUGGAGUCUCAUAAGCGCUCUGCACAGACAGCAGUGGAGGAAAUUGAGAGCAUCUUUACUGAGCUCAUCCGCUCCAUUGAGAGAAGCUGCUCUGAGAUAGCACAGCAGAUCAGAGAUCAGGAAAAGACUGCAGUGAGUCGAGCUGAAGGACGACUGGAGCAGGAGAUCAAUGAUCUGAGGAGGAGAGAUGCUGAGCUGGAGCAGCUUUCACACACACAGGAUCACAGCCAGUUCCUGCAGAGUUUCCAGUCUCUCUCAGUAUCUACUGAAUCUUCAGACAUGCCCAAUAUUCCCUUCAGUUCUCUCUUUUCUUUUGAUGGUGUGAGAGAAUCUGUCCAUCAGCUGCGAGACAAACUGGAGGAUUUCUGCAAAGAGGAGCUCAGGAAGAUCUCAGACAGAGUCACACUCACCAACAUUGUUCCCAGAACCAGGAAGGACUUCCUACAAUAUUCCCAUCAGCUCACCCUCGAUCUGAACACAGCACAUAAACUCCUCCGUCUGUCUGAGAGAAACAGAGUGAUUACUUACACUGACACACUCCAGCUGUAUCCUGAUCAUCCAGACAGAUUUGAUAUAUAUCUUCAGGUGUUGUGCAGAGAGAGUGUGUGUGGACGCUGUUACUGGGAGAUUGAUUGGAGUGGAGGUGCACGAUUAUCAGUGUCAUAUAAGAGCAUCAGCAGGAAGGGAGAGGGUCAAGAGUGUUUCUUUGGAUAUAAUGAUCAGUCCUGGAGUUUGUUCUGCUCUCCUGACAGAUAUUCAUUCAGACACAAUAAGAUAAAGACUGUUUUCCCUGUAGAGUCCAUCAGCAGUAGAAUAGGAGUGUAUGUAGAUCACAGUGCAGGAACUCUGUCCUUCUACAGCGUCUCUGACACAAUGAGCCUCAUCCACACAGAACAGACCACAUUCACUCAGCCGCUCUAUCCUGGUAUUUAUGAACCUAAGCUCCGUCAGCACAACCAACGCCUGUCGCUUCCCACAGAAAAAGAACCGAGCGAGAACAUUCAUCAAAAACCAAAGGCCAAGCAGGGCAACGGCUGGGAGCGUAUGGUCCUCCUCAUUCAUGGCACAGCCCUGUGA